Microthlaspi erraticum is the source of this 384-nucleotide messenger RNA. The record is from the annotation of a GenBank genome assembly. Lineage: Eukaryota; Viridiplantae; Streptophyta; Magnoliopsida; Brassicales; Brassicaceae.
AUGAAGUUUGGCUCUAAGGUCAUCGAAGUUAGGUUCAUAGGUGACGGCGAAACUCCUCAGAUGGUUGACCUUGGUUCUAACGGAAACUCAUUGCCCGGAAAACCUGUCUGGGAAGUUGCCGUUCAGACCGGAGAUUCUGGAGAUAUUCAGACGAGAAUGAAGGAGAGAGAACACAGAGGAAGUAGUAGUAGUAGUGUGAUCACAACAAGUUUGUCUGUUUUUGUUGAUGUUGAUGAAGAAGCUAAAGAGGAGAUGGUGAGUUUGCAUUGUGAGAGAUUGGCUUUAGCCUUUGGACUGAUUCGUUUGCCUGAAGGAUCGACGAUUCGGAUUAUGAACAACUUGAGGAUGUGGAGAUUGUCACGAAGCUUUCAAGCUGAUGAGUGA